Molecule: messenger RNA, 2471 nt
Organism: Vitis riparia (riverbank grape)
Lineage: Eukaryota; Viridiplantae; Streptophyta; Magnoliopsida; Vitales; Vitaceae
Product: ATP-dependent DNA helicase 2 subunit KU80-like
Exons: 12
Coding region: 74-2140 (688 amino acids)
Biological process (GO): DNA recombination; telomere maintenance; cellular response to X-ray
Cellular component (GO): Ku70:Ku80 complex; nucleus
Molecular function (GO): DNA helicase activity; damaged DNA binding; telomeric repeat DNA binding
Source: RefSeq, a predicted model, not a curated record
UCAAAUGAAACCCGUUUUAGGCUUUUAGCUUCCACAAGAAGCUGAACUAACUCUCUCUCUCUCAUCCUCUGAAAUGAUUCGAAAUCAGGAGGCAUUGGUUUUAUUGCUUGAUGUCAGUCCACCAAUGCACAAUUUUCUGCCAGAAGUUGAAAAACUCUGCUUCAUGCUAUUACAGAAGAAGCUGAUCUACAACAAAAAAGAUUUAGUUGGAAUUGUUUUAUUUGGAACUAAAGUUACUAAAAAUGAGCUGACGAAGAAAGUGGGGGGAUAUAAGCAUGUGCUGGUUUCACAGGAUAACAAAGUUGUUGAUGGUGAUCUGGUUGAAGCUGUACGAGAACUUCCUCGAGGGACUUUUGCUGGUGAGUUUCUUGAUGCUAUUGUUGUUGGGAUGGAUAUGUUGAUAAAGAAAUUUCUAUUGACAAAAAGGGGAAAGAUAAAGAAACGUCUUUGCCUUAUUACAAGUGCACUAUGUCCUACCAAGGGUCCAUAUAAAGGAGCAAAAGAAGAUGAAAUUGGCACCAUUGCUGAACAAAUGACUGCACAUGGCAUGAGGCUGGAAUGUAUAGUUGCAAGGGGGAGGCUAAGUGGCAAUAUGAAUAUGAGAAUAAUGGAGGAGAAUGAUCUUCUAUUGAAACUAUUUUCCAAGAAGACAAUUGCAAAGACAGUGUAUGUUGAGUGUCCUACUUCAUUAUUAGGCGCCCUUAGAACUCGGAACGUAGCACCUGUUACAAUAUUCAGAGGUGAUCUUGAAUUAAGCCCCAAAAUGGAGAUCAAGGUAUGGGUUUACAAGAAAUCAGCUGAAGAGCUCCCUGUACUGAAACUAUAUUCAGAUGAAGCUCCUCCUACUGAUAAAUUUGCCACACAUGAAGUCAGGGUAAAUCUUCAGUAUAAAAGUGUUGAAGAUCCUAGCAAAGUUGUACCUCUGACGCAAAGGAUUAAAGGUUAUAGUUAUGGACCUCAAGUUGUUCCAAUUUCAUCUGCUGAAUGGGAAGCUGUCAAAUUCGAACCAGAAAAGGGUGUGAAGCUUCUAGGAUUCACUGAUGCUUCAAACAUAAUGCGCCACUAUUACAAGAAGGAUGUCAACAUCUUCAUUGCUGAGCCAGGAAAUACAAAGGCUAUUCUUGCAGUUUCUGCCUUAGCAAGAGCAAUGAAGGAAAUGAACAAGGUAGCAAUUUUGCGCUGUGUUUGGAGACGAAAACAGAGAAAUGCUAUCAUAGGGAUCUUGACACCCAAUGUAUCUGAAAAAGAUAGUGUUCCUGAUUCGUUUUACUUUAAUAUACUUCCCUAUGCUGAGGAUGUUCAAGAAUUUCAGUUUCCAUCUUUCAGCAAUCUUCCUUUGUCAUGGCAGCCAAAUGAAGGACAGCAAGAAGCAGCAGAUAACUUGGUCCAGAUGCUUUAUCUUGCACCAUUUGGCAGAGAGGAAUCUCUCUUACCUGAUGUUACACCCAAUCCUGUUCUGGAGCGUUUUUAUCGUUAUCUUGAGUUGAAGUCGAAGAAGCCAUAUGCAGCUGUUCCUCCAGUUGACAAAACCCUCAAAACAAUAACGGAGCCUGAUCCAAAACUCCUUGCUCAAAACAAGUCCAUAAUUGAUGAAUUUAAAAGGCGGUUUGAACUCAAGCAGAAUCCUAAGCUGAAGAAAUCAACUAGAGACAGACAGUCUGGUGUGAAAGAGGAAGCAAAUAUUGGAGAGAGUAGUGAUGCUGGAGCCAUCAAUUCUGUUGAAAAUACAUCUGUAAUUACUAUGGUUAAGAAGAUUGGAGAUUCAACUCCUAUUCAAGAUUUUGAAGCCAUGAUGUCACACACAGAAAGCCCAGAGUGGGUUGGUAAAGCAAUCAAGGAGAUGAAGAACAAGAUUUUUGACCUGGUGCAAAAUUCAAAUGAAAGGGAUAACCAUCUUAAAGCAUUGGAUUGUCUAGUUGCCUUUCGCAAGGGUUGCAUCCUUGAGCAAAAACCGACAGAGUUCAGCAAUUUCCUCCUCCAUAUUUACAAAUUCUGCAAGUACCAUAAUCUCAACAGUUUCUGUGAAUCCCUUGCAUCAAAAGAAAUCAUGCUGAUCCCCAAGACUGAAGUAACAGACAGUGAAGUUACAGAAGAUGAGGCCAGAAGCUUUAUGGUGAAAAAGGAGCCUAUACUAGAGUAAACAAAAUAGAACCUCUUUAUUAUUUUUGGAUUUCUUGUAGUAACCAGCUUUGUUUCUGACUCCAUUUUGAACUGAAAGGCAGAAAACAAAAGAACAGAAAAGAAAGAAAGAGAGAACUCUUCUUUCAAUCUUGAAUUUGGUAUUUUGGAGGAAUUGAAAAUUCUGUUCCCUGGCAAAGUUUUGAGUUCAUUCUGCAGGGAAGUUUCUUAUCAUCCUAACCAAAGGAGUCACAUAAUAUUGAUUACUUAUAUAUCCAUUAGCUGUAUCCAAAAUUUUCCUCCUGUUAUUAUGGGGUUGAGCAGUGGAAUGAUUGAUUAUUGGUUCCUCAUAA